Bubalus bubalis (water buffalo) is the source of this 2690-nucleotide messenger RNA. RefSeq names its product gamma-aminobutyric acid type A receptor subunit gamma2 (gene GABRG2). Gene Ontology annotation, molecular function: GABA-A receptor activity; inhibitory extracellular ligand-gated monoatomic ion channel activity; benzodiazepine receptor activity. Gene Ontology annotation, cellular component: dendrite membrane; neuron projection; postsynapse. Gene Ontology annotation, biological process: monoatomic ion transmembrane transport; signal transduction; chloride transport. NCBI's taxonomy places the organism in Eukaryota, Metazoa, Chordata, Mammalia, Artiodactyla, Bovidae. The transcript has 12 exons. Bases 442 to 1803 code for a protein of 453 amino acids. The record is from RefSeq and is a predicted model, not a curated record.
CUUACCCAUCUGCAGCUUUAGUUUCCAUCUUUUGGCCCAGCCGCCAUUUGUUUGGUUUUUGGUGCCUUCCUAAGAUAAUUUCCUGAAUGAUUGCCUUUUCCAACAGGGACUUUUUCUCACAGUUCUGAGGCAUUCAGGUUAAGAUCCGAGAAUGCAUAGAAGCGGCGUGGUAGCUGGGAAGGCAGUCUGUGCGUGGGGGAUGGAGCUCUGAUUCAUGGCUCUUUGCCUUGUGGCUCUGGGCAACCUAGCUUGCCUUUCUGGGUUUCAGUUUCCUUAUUUUUAUUUUUUAAUUUAUAUUUGGCUGUCCUGGGUCUUCGUUGCUGAGAGGGCUUUUCUCUAGUGGCAGCGAGUGAAAACUGGGAGUGAAGACUGAGGCUGCAUCCUGCCUGCAUCUGCUGCACACAAUGGAGUGUUGCUCCAGGACCUUGCAUCAGACAUAAAAUGACGCUGUGGAUUCUGCUCCUGCUAUCGCUCUACCCAGGCCUCACUAGACAAAAAUCUGAUGAUGACUAUGAAGAUUAUGCUUCUAACAAAACAUGGGUCUUGACUCCAAAAGUUCCGGAGGGUGAUGUCACAGUCAUCUUAAACAACCUCCUGGAAGGAUACGAUAAUAAGCUUCGACCUGAUAUAGGAGUGAAACCAACAUUAAUUCACACAGACAUGUAUGUGAAUAGCAUUGGUCCAGUGAAUGCUAUCAAUAUGGAAUAUACAAUCGAUAUAUUUUUUGCCCAAACAUGGUAUGACAGACGUCUGAAAUUUAACAGCACCAUUAAAGUCCUCCGACUGAAUAGCAACAUGGUGGGGAAAAUCUGGAUUCCAGACACUUUCUUCAGAAAUUCCAAAAAGGCUGAUGCACACUGGAUAACCACCCCUAAUAGGAUGCUGAGAAUUUGGAAUGAUGGUCGAGUGCUCUACACUUUAAGACUGACAAUUGAUGCUGAGUGCCAGUUACAGUUGCACAAUUUUCCAAUGGAUGAACAUUCCUGCCCCCUGGAAUUCUCCAGUUAUGGCUAUCCACGUGAAGAAAUUGUCUAUCAGUGGAAGCGUAGUUCUGUUGAAGUGGGUGACACAAGGUCUUGGAGACUUUAUCAAUUUUCAUUUGUUGGACUGAGAAAUACCACUGAAGUAGUGAAGACGACUUCUGGGGAUUAUGUGGUCAUGACUGUCUAUUUUGACCUGAGCAGAAGAAUGGGCUACUUCACCAUCCAGACCUACAUCCCCUGUACACUCAUUGUUGUCCUAUCUUGGGUGUCUUUCUGGAUCAAUAAGGAUGCUGUUCCAGCCAGAACUUCUUUAGGAAUCACCACUGUCCUGACAAUGACUACCCUCAGCACCAUUGCCCGGAAGUCUCUCCCCAAGGUCUCCUAUGUCACAGCGAUGGAUCUCUUUGUAUCUGUUUGCUUCAUCUUUGUCUUCUCUGCUUUGGUGGAGUAUGGCACUCUGCAUUAUUUUGUCAGCAACCGGAAACCAAGCAAGGACAAAGACAAAAAGAAGAAAAACCCUCUUCUUCGGAUGUUUUCCUUCAAGGCCCCUACAAUUGACAUCCGCCCACGAUCAGCAACCAUUCAAAUGAACAAUGCCACACACCUUCAAGAGAGAGAUGAAGAAUAUGGGUAUGAGUGUCUGGAUGGCAAGGACUGUGCCAGUUUUUUCUGCUGUUUUGAAGAUUGCCGAACAGGGGCUUGGAGACACGGGAGGAUACACAUCCGUAUUGCCAAGAUGGACUCCUAUGCGCGGAUCUUCUUCCCCACUGCUUUCUGCUUGUUCAAUCUGGUUUAUUGGGUCUCCUACCUUUACCUGUGAAGAGGUAUGGGUGUUACUGAUGUGGGUCUUACUCACUAAAUCUCAUGAAGAGAAGACGUCCUUUCUAAGUCUACUUACAUAAUCCCCUGUGUAGUUUACCAUACUUUGAAUUUGUUUCCGUGUUCCAGCCUGGUAAAUUGUAUUCAUGUCAUAUUGUUUGCACCCAACUCUCCUAUGCUAAGUGUAAUUUGAAGUGUAAUGUUUGCUGUGUCUCAAAACCUGCAAGGCAAAGUGAAAUUAGAGCAAGAACAUUGAAACAAUACAAGCUUUUCUUUCAGCUACAACAAUUGCAAUUGUGAAAGCCAUUAUUAUUUACAAUGGUGUUAUCCUUCCUGAGUUCAAAAUACAAUUAGAUGCAAAAGAACCAAAAGUGUACCCUCUGUUCUGGGAUCAAGUUGUGGUAAAUUUGAUUCCCAAAGGAUAUCUCCCUAAUUUGAGAAAAAUCAUAACCUGCUUUAAAUAUAGGAACCUAGACUAGAAAUCUAUUAUAUCUCCCUUCCAAGAUAUGAAGGAAACUUCCUCCACAUCACAUGUACAAUGAUGUAAAUAUUUCAGUAACAUAGAAUGCUUCAAGUUUAAUGCAUGCAUCUCUAGAGCUGAAACAAGUGGACUGACGUUAACAUCAUAUUGUCUUCUAUUCUGUGUCUUUGGGCUCUAAAUGAAUCAUGAAUGUAAUUAUAUGGGUUUGGGUUUGGAACAGGAGAGAGGAAUCUUCUCCCUCACGCAUGAAGACUCAAACAUCUUGUUUUUUUUUUUUUUUUUUUUUUUUUUCCUUGUAAGACGUAUUACAACACUAAGUAAAAUACAAACUGGAUAAUUGACAUUUGCCACCUCGAAAUAUGCCCAGUUUCAUAGAGUAUAAAGUAAAUAAAUGUAUGUGCUUGCUA